Molecule: messenger RNA, 1747 nt
Organism: Tribolium castaneum (red flour beetle)
Lineage: Eukaryota; Metazoa; Arthropoda; Insecta; Coleoptera; Tenebrionidae
Product: lipase member H-A
Exons: 5
Coding region: 465-1694 (409 amino acids)
Biological process (GO): lipid catabolic process
Molecular function (GO): lipase activity
Source: RefSeq, a predicted model, not a curated record
UUUCAGUUUGGUUUUUGUCACGGAGCUUUCACAUUGUUAGCGUUUUCGCAAAGUGCGAAGUAUAACCGACGAUAACAUAAAUUUAGCAUUUGCCUUAUUAUCCAACUUAACUCGUUCCGCAAUCGUAUGUUGAUCAUUUAUUAACUUUCUUCAAAAACUCAUUACUUAAUGCAGUUGGUACGAGAUUCUGCCAUUCAUUAAGUAAACUGAUUUCGUUUUCGCCGUACGUUUUGUUCUCCUUGAGUUGUGUUAUUUCGCAAAGUAUCUAUCAAUCUCCUAAAGGAAGAUAACCGUUUCAAAGCGGCUGUGUGCCUUGAAUUGAAAUUAAUUGACCUGAACGAGACGUGCGUACAAAAUUAUCGGAGUGCAGUGUUGUGAAUGAUAGCGUGAAUCGACGUUAUAUUUUGUCUGAACUUUCUUUAAAUUAGCGGGCGAAGAAUGCGCCCAAACAUUCGAGGACAAAAAUGUGGAAGCACCUCUUCUUCGUUUUAUUUCUCAAAUCCACUCAUGUCCAGGCACAGGUCGUGAUAGUCCCUGCGAGCGAUGUGCCGCGUCCAGCCUCCAAACAGGGCACUCAGUCAGGGAUUGAUACCAUUGUGAUAGGUAGUUGCAAAAUAGCGGUUAAUAGAUUGUGUCCCGAUCCCGAUGUGACGUUUUAUUUGUAUUCGAAGAAGUUUCAAGAAGAGCCGGAACCUGUGAGAAUCGGUGGUGAGCCUGGCAAUUCGAAUUUGAGUUCGACGACGUUUGAUCCAAGUCUUCCGACGAAAAUUGUUAUUCACGGAUAUAACUCCGACCGGAAUUUGAACGUUUUGAUCGAAAUCAAAAAACAAUAUUUCAACCGCACAACCGACUUGAACAUAUUCUUCGUGGACUGGUCGUCCCUUGCCGCAGGUCCUUGUUACCCGGCUGCCGUGUGGAACACGCGCCAUGUGGGCGAAUGCACUUCCCAAUUAGUCGACCGAAUAAAGGAGCUAGGAGCCAAAAACAUCCACCUGAUCGGUUUUAGUUUAGGCGGCCAGUUAACAAACUUCGUCGCUAACGCCCUUCGCCCGUACAAAGUUUCCAGGAUUACAGGACUCGAUCCUGCCGGUCCCGGUUUCCUAACAGCGGGCCCCGAAAACAAAUUAGACAAAGGCGACGCCGAAUUCGUCGACGUCAUCCACACAAACGCUUUCGUGCAAGGCAUUGUGGAGGAGAGCGGCCAUGUCGACUUUUACAUAAAUGGGGGCGUGAUCCAGCCCGGAUGUUGGGCAGAGAACAGAUUUUUCGCUUGUAAUCACCACCGAGCGCCCUUGUACUUUGCCGAAUCAAUCACAACACAAAUGGGUUUUUGGGGGUGGCCGUGCCCGUCUUACACCGAGUACUUAAUAGGGAGGUGUCCGCCCAAAGAGCCCCAGAUCAUAAUGGGCGAGUUCGUCAACAGGACGUCCAGUGGAGUCCACUUGGUUAUAACCGAUUCGGUUUCACCGUUUGCUGUGGGGAAAUUCACAGGACCGGCGAUUGAAAUAUUCGUCAAGUCGGAACUAAUAAGACGGGAUAUUUUGGAAAAGUAUAAGAAAGAUGUUGAGAAUUUUAUCGAUGAGGACGAUGUGGUUGAAAGCUUGUACGAACACAGCCGUUUGAAAAAUGAACACAGUAAAAAGAAAAGUGAAAACAUCAUCGACAGCGUUUCGGCAGAGGUUGAUUUAAUUUAGUGUAAAUUGUUAUAUUGUGCUUACAAAUAAAGAAAUAAUAUAUUUUUUUUAAA